Messenger RNA from Phycodurus eques (leafy seadragon), 2856 nucleotides. RefSeq names its product NAD(P)HX dehydratase (gene naxd). Gene Ontology annotation, biological process: metabolite repair. The record is from RefSeq and is a predicted model, not a curated record. The transcript has 11 exons. Bases 1366 to 2805 code for a protein of 479 amino acids. Gene Ontology annotation, molecular function: ATP-dependent NAD(P)H-hydrate dehydratase activity. NCBI's taxonomy places the organism in Eukaryota, Metazoa, Chordata, Actinopteri, Syngnathiformes, Syngnathidae.
UGAAGUUUUUUUUGCCAUAGGGAGGGUUCACUGUACUGCACUUGAAGGUUUUAGGAUGGUGUCAAUUUGACCCUGACCAGCGAGUAAACCCCACGGGAAUUGCGGACACGCAAAACAAACACACUGAAAAAGGAGUUCUUACCAGCGGUGUCCCAUAUGGAGACGUUGUAGGGUCCCCACUGCUUGAGGAAGAACGCCCCUCCGACGGUGCUGAUGGUGUCUUUGAACUUCUUCUCCGUGUACCUGUGAAGAAGAGACGUCUUGCCCACGUUCAUGUCGCCCAGGAGAACCACUUUCACAUCGGGCUUCCUCAUCUUCGAAGACUCGGGCAUGUUGAACGUUCGCCCCCCCCGGAAGUCACGCUCUGUUACGUUACGAUAAAGACAACUGGCGGUCUAGCUCAUAAACGUCGAGAGCGUAAAGCAGAUCAAAGCCAUUUUUAAUUUAAUUUUUAAUUUUUAUUGAAUUUUUUUUUACGUGUAAAAGUUGGAAAUGGUGAGACUUGACUUCACUUCAAAGUGGCUCAUGCUGAAAUCUGCGCUCGCGCUUUUGAGCGGUUGCGACGAGAAGUGAGCUCGAAACCAGGAAGUGAAACUCGGGGAAACUUUGCCCUCAAUCACGCCUCGCAGGUUCAACCGUGGUACCGUCCCCCCUUCCCAAAGGCCUUUAGAAAAACACUUUAUAGCACGUUUUCAUGCUACGCCAUGAAAUAAAAUGUAAAAAAAAAAAAAAAAUGCCUUGAUAUAUAGUUCUAAAAAUAUUUUAUAGUUAAAUAAAUAACAUUUUCGAAUCGAGCCCAAAGUCACCUGGGAUAUAAGCUCCAGGUCACCCUGGCCGUGGACAUAUAAUGAUAAAAAAAAAUGUCAUUAAAUAACUACAAUUAAAUAACACGUGUAAAUAAAUCAUUAUUUAUCAGGUUUAAUAAAAUUAUUAAGAAUUAUAUUUCAUAAUUGAAUUCGUCAAGACAGAUUGGUGGCGGUUUUCCCCUGGUGUGCUGUCGUCACCCCCAUAAAAAAAAUCGAAAGAAAAAGAAAAACAUACUUAUGGCGGUCAUCCUUCAAUGCUCACUAAACUGAAGCCUCGCGAGUUUUACAGAUUUCGCUGACAACAUUGUACAUACGUACUGAUUUGUACCUAGCAAGUAUUAUAAUAUAGAUGUAUCUAUUAUAUAGUAUUUCCCACUAUGAAGUCUCACUGUAUAUACUGAACAAUAAAUGACCAAAGAAAAGGAGUUAUUUCUCGCAUGAUGUCCUACAAUUGUCGUAUAGAUACGACAGCUUUUGAGAGGAUUUAGGAUUUUCCGAGUAGUCAUAAAGGCACCGUGAACUAUUUCUUCCUGCAUUUGCUGUGGCUAAGGAAAGCCUCAUGAGCAGACGUAUUUGUGUACAGUUGACAGCGUUGAUACGCACUUCGAGUUUAGGUUCAUCGGAAAGACCUCCCAACAGCAGCCAGUUGGCAGCGAACUGCUCCGCCUCCACACCCAAGCAGAGGCGGCGGCGGCGCGCUAACUUCCCCAUGGAGAGGCUAAUGGAGCAGUUCCUGAAGCAGAGCUCGCAGGCCGAGGACAACUUCUACCGCAUGGAGGAACGCCGCUUGCAGGCGGAGGACAACCGACGGGAGGCGGAGCACGCCAGGGAGCUGCACAUGCUCCAGAUGCUCGGGCAGAUGUUCUCCAACAUCUCCUCCGCCAGGCCGGGCUCGACGGCGGCGCCCCCUCCUCACUCCAAGACCGCCGUGCCCACCCACGCCCCCGUGUUCUCCCAACCCUUGCCGUCGUUUACACGCCGACAGCCCUCGCCCCCAACAGACAGUUUGGCCAAGCAGGGUCAGCUGUUGAAGUCGGACCCUCAUGCAUUAGUGUUGGAACGCCGCUACAGCCUGGCCCCGCCAUCCGACGGGGGCAUGGAGGAGCACGUCCUGUCUCUAGUGAAGAAGAUAGUCCCUCCGCUGUCCAGAAACAAGCACAAAGGACAAGAUGGCCGAAUCGGGAUCAUCGGCGGAUGCCAAGACUACACUGGAGCGCCCUACUUUGCCGCCAUCUCCGCAUUGAAAGUGGGUGCGGACUUGUCCCACGUGUUCUGCACCAAAGACGCUGCAGCUGUAAUCAAAUCCUACAGCCCUGAACUCAUAGUUCACCCUGUCCUGGACGGUCCUAACGCAGUGGAGGAAAUCGAAAAAUGGCUCCCGAGACUGCACAGCCUUGUGGUGGGACCCGGUCUAGGGAGAGAGGACUUCUUAUUAAAAACAGCUAAGGAGGUGAUAGAGAAGUCCAAAGCAAGAGAUAUUCCAAUCGUAAUCGAUGCGGACGGCUUAUGGCUGGUCACAAAGCAGCCGUCUGUUAUUCGGGGCUACCAGAAGGGCAUCGUCACGCCCAACUUCAUGGAGUUCACGCGACUGUACGAGACGCUGCAACACAAGGCCGUGGACAGCGUCGAUCACCGUAGUAGCGUCCUGCAGCUCAGCGAAACCUUGGGAAACGUCACCGUGUUGCUCAAAGGAGAGAAGGAUCUCAUUGCAGAUGGCAGCACUGUGGUCGCGUGCAGUACAGAGGGGAGCGCAAGGAGAUGUGGAGGACAAGGUGAUCUUUUGUCUGGAUCUGCUGGUGUACUGGCACACUGGGCCCACGCCGCCUCUCAAGCGGGACUGAUCACAGGUGUGAACCCGUCGGUGGUGGCAGCGAUGGGGGCCUCUUCGCUCACCAGACAGUGCAACAGACAAGCCUUCCAGCGACACGGCAGGUCCACCACCACCUCAGACAUGAUCCUCGAGAUUGGCCCAGUCUUCAAAAAUCUAUUUGAAAGAUGAAAACCAACAUUAUACAUACAAAAAAUAAAACACCAUGUGUUCGAUUCUUCA